Molecule: messenger RNA, 1464 nt
Organism: Ascochyta rabiei
Lineage: Eukaryota; Fungi; Ascomycota; Dothideomycetes; Pleosporales; Didymellaceae
Product: Dihydrolipoyllysine-residue acetyltransferase
Exons: 4
Coding region: 1-1464 (487 amino acids)
Biological process (GO): pyruvate decarboxylation to acetyl-CoA
Cellular component (GO): pyruvate dehydrogenase complex
Molecular function (GO): dihydrolipoyllysine-residue acetyltransferase activity
Source: RefSeq, a predicted model, not a curated record
AUGUCUGCCACCGCCCUCCUGUCGCGCGCCGGCGCCCAGCUGGCCUCGAGGGGCCCCAUUGCCCUGCGCGCCGCCUUGGCGAGACGCACACCCGCCCUCUCGGCCCUCGCCCGCUACUAUGCCUCCUACCCCGCCCACACCGUCGUCAGCAUGCCCGCCCUGUCGCCCACCAUGACCGCCGGCAACAUUGGCGCGUGGCAGAAGAAGGUCGGCGACUCCAUCGCCCCCGGCGACGUCCUCGUCGAGAUCGAGACGGACAAGGCCCAGAUGGACUUUGAGUUCCAGGAGGAGGGCACCAUUGCCAAGAUUCUCCGCAACGCCGGCGACAAAGACGUCGCCGUUGGCAGCCCCAUCGCCGUCAUGGUCGACGAGGGCGAGGACGUCUCUGCCUUUGAGACCUUCUCCAUCGAGGACGCUGGCGGCGACAAGAAGCCCGACACGCCCGCCAAGCAGGGCAACGCCGCCGAGGCCAGCGAGCCCGCCGACACAGGCUCCCAGACCGCGCCCCCCAAGCAGCACGCCGCCCCCGUCUCCCAGGAAUCCGACUCGACCGGCAACCGCCUCGAGACGUCGCUCCAGCGCCAGCCCGCCUACUCGCCCGCCGUCAAGAAGCUCGCGCUCGAAAAGGGCGUGCCCCUGGGCUCCAUCAAGGGCUCCGGCCGCGGUGGUGCCAUCACCAAGGAGGACGUCGACAGGUACAAGCCCGCUGGCGGUGCCCCUGCCACCGCCGCCGCCCCCGCGGCCGCUUCGUACGAGGACAUCGAGGCCACGAGCAUGCGCAAGGUCAUCGCUACCCGCCUGACCGAGUCGAUGCAGCAGAACCCUCACUACUUUGUCGCCUCGACCAUGUCCGUCUCCAAGCUGCUCAAGCUGCGCGAGGCCCUCAACGCCUCGGCCGACGGCGCCUACAAGCUGUCCGUCAACGACCUGCUCGUCAAGGCCCUCGCCGUCGCCGCCCGCAAGGUCCCCGCGGCCAACUCGUCGUGGCGCGAGAUGGACGGCAAGGUCAUCAUCCGCCAGCACAACGUCGUCGACGUCUCCGUCGCCGUCUCCACCCCCGUCGGCCUCAUGACGCCCAUUGUCAAGAACGUCAACGGCCUCGGCCUGCAGUCCAUCAGCAGCCAGAUCAAGGAUCUCGGCAAGCGCGCCCGCGACGGCAAGCUCAAGCCUGAAGAGUACCAGGGCGGCUCCAUCACCAUCUCCAACAUGGGCAUGAACCCCGCCGUCGAGCGCUUCACCGCCGUCAUCAACCCCCCGCAGGCCUGCAUCGUCGCCAUUGGCACAACAAACAAGGUCGCCGUCCCCGGCGACGUCGACGACAACGGCACACCGACAGUCGCCUGGGACGACCAGAUCGUCAUCACCGGCUCCUUUGACCACAAGGUCGUCGACGGCGCCGUCGGUGGCGAGUUCAUGAAGGAGCUCAAAAAGGCCAUUGAGAACCCUCUCGAGCUUCUGUUGUAG